AUGAAACCUCAAGACAUUAUCGCUUGCCGGACCAGCCUGUGGAUCUUUGGGUACGGGUCGCUGGUGUGGAAGCCUGACUUCAAGUACAUAAGGAGUAAGGUUGGUUACAUUCAAGGCUACAAGAGACGUUUCUGGCAAGGAGACAACUUCCAUCGGGGAAGUGACGAGUUGCCCGGAAGAGUGGUGACACUGAUUGAAGACGAUGACGCAACUACUUGGGGCAUAGCAUUUGAGGUGUCAGACUCACAAGUGGAAGAGUCCCUCAAGUACCUCAAUGUCCGUGAGACGGUCUGUGGGGGCUACAUCACCAGGAUUGUGGAUUUCUAUCCUGAAGGAGAGGACAGGUCUCCUGUUCCAGCACUGGUGUACAUUGCCACCGCCGACAACCCUCUCUACCUGGGACCAGCCACUCCAGAGGAGAUCGGUGCCCAGAUUGCCGUGUGCAGAGGGAGGACAGGCCAUAACCUGGAGUACCUGCUCCGGCUGGCAGAGUUCAUGAGGAAGAGCUGCCCACAUGUGGAAGACCAUCACCUGUAUUCCAUUGAGAAAGCGGCUCUGGCUGUGGUGUGUUACCUAUUGGUAGCUUGUACCCUUUGUUUCAUUAGCUUUCAGCAGAUACAUAAUCAUUGAGGUGUUUAUCUGUCAUGCCAGUCUUCCUGUUUUUGUAUUCUAUUGGUUCAAUCUUCCAUCCAGUGUUUUGAAUCAAAACCACUAACAAUGAAAGGGAAGCGUAAUAAACCUGUUGGGUGUGCCACACAACACUAAGAAUUGUGCAAUCAUUGUCAACUGUAAACAUUGUGCAGUUGUAUUUAAAAUGAAAAGUAAUGGUUUGGAUGUGCUCAGUUCUGAUUCCGUCCAGUGAAGUCAAGUUAACUCAACUUGUUACACCCAACUGCAAUUUAGAUGGUGGCUGUGAUGUUUGAAAGAACUACACUUCUGUCCAGUUAAGUCAAAAUGCAAAUAAAAACUGAAAAGAA
This is a messenger RNA of Melanotaenia boesemani (Boeseman's rainbowfish), 977 nucleotides long. RefSeq names its product glutathione-specific gamma-glutamylcyclotransferase 1-like. The record is from RefSeq and is a predicted model, not a curated record. Gene Ontology annotation, biological process: glutathione catabolic process. NCBI's taxonomy places the organism in Eukaryota, Metazoa, Chordata, Actinopteri, Atheriniformes, Melanotaeniidae. Gene Ontology annotation, molecular function: glutathione specific gamma-glutamylcyclotransferase activity; gamma-glutamylcyclotransferase activity. The transcript has 3 exons. Bases 1 to 630 code for a protein of 209 amino acids. Gene Ontology annotation, cellular component: cytoplasm.